Messenger RNA from Trematosphaeria pertusa, 1440 nucleotides. RefSeq names its product glycoside hydrolase family 114 protein. The record is from RefSeq and is a predicted model, not a curated record. The transcript is spliced from 2 exons. Lineage: Eukaryota; Fungi; Ascomycota; Dothideomycetes; Pleosporales; Trematosphaeriaceae. Bases 362 to 1372 code for a protein of 336 amino acids.
AAACGACACAAUUCCGCGCUCCACGCCGCGCGCGAUCGCUCUCCUUCCGGAAAGUAGGCGGCACGUCGCACCGCCCCUUUAGUCUAACUGCGCCCUCACCGCGUCUCAACGCUCAUGAGCUCAUAAGCAGCUGGUGCGGUCCACGUCGAUCAAGACGCGACGGAACGGAAAACGGCACUCUUGGCGCUUUACUUCAACGGCGUUAUAAGCACGUUUCUUCUGUAGCGAAAGACAGCGCUUCGCUCGGCGUCCCUCGUUGCCCUUUCUAGAUACCCUUCCGCUGUUGCCAGCGCGCUCUCCCAUUCCGACGCUUCCGCUUGCUUGCUUCGCUUCACCUCACCUGCUGGAGCAGGAGUACAUAAUGCCCGAAAAGCCCACCAGCACCCGCACCCCAUGGUCUCUGCGCCGCAGGCUCCUCCUCGGCGCCGUCCUCGCCGUCCUCAUCCUCGGCCUCGCCUUGGGACUAGGCUUGGGCCUGACGGUUGGAAAGGACAAUGGCGGCGGCAACGAAGGAGGCUCAGAACCAACCUCUUCAGGCACGCCCCUGCCCACACCCACGGGGACGCUGGCAUGGACGCCCAAGGUAAACGACACCUGGCAGAUCGUGCUGCAGAACAACAUCAUCCUGGAGGAGAAUGCGACGCGAGUAACGCCGGACGUAGCCAUCUACGACAUUGAUUUGUUUGACACGCCGAGGGAGACGAUCGACACGCUGCACCGGCUGGGCAAAAAGGUGAUUUGUUAUUUCAGCGGGGGAAGCUACGAGCCGGGACGCCCGGAUUCCGGGGAGUUUGAAGAGGCGGAUUUAGGGAAGGAGCUAGAUGGAUGGCCGGGGGAGAAGUGGUUGAAGCUGAGUAGUGAGAAUGUACGGAGGAUUAUGAAAGGGAGGGUGGAACUGGCGAGCGAGAAGGGGUGUGAUGGCGUGGAUCCGGAUAACGUUGAUGGAUAUCAAAACGACAACGGCCUCGACCUUACAGCCGCCGACUCCGUCUCCUUCUUGUCCUACCUCUCAUCCCUCACAGUCCCGUCCAAUCUCACCAUGGGCCUCAAAAACGCCGGCGAUAUCAUUCCGCAAGUGCUCCCCAUCAUGCACUGGUCCGUCAACGAGCAGUGCGUCGAGUACGGCGAGUGCACAACUUUCCACGCCUUCGUCGACGCCGGAAAGCCCGUCUUCCACAUCGAGUAUCCGGACGGCGCGGGCAAUGGGGAGCUGAAAGCGGACGAGGUGGAGAAGUAUUGCGGACACAAGGGCGAUGGGACAGGGAGUGAUGGGUUUAGCACCGUGCUGAAGACGAUGGAUCUGGAUGGAUGGGUUGAGUAUUGCGAUCAGCGGGUGGAGACUACGGCGGUUAAUCAGACGAGUUCGAGUUAGUGGAGGGAGCAAAAGUUCGGAAGAAAACGAGUACGCAAAAUGCGCAAAAUACGUCCAACGGCCUUUGC